AAAAAAAAGUGGAGCUGGGUUCACCAAACCCAGCAAAUGGGUUCCAUCGAACCCGAGUUGGGUUCUGUCGAACCCAGUAGAUUUGGGUUCAGUGGAACCCAACAGAUGGGUUCCAUCAAACCUGAGUUGGGUUCCCUUGAACCCAGAUUAGUUGGGUGGAAUAAUGUCUCUGGUCCUGAGAGAAUAGAUGCUAAAAUGUAUAUUGAGUUUCUAGAAGCAGAGACUGAGGAACUAAAUCGUCAAGUUGGUAGAAAAACUGCAAAUGGACAAAAUGAGCUAUUGGAAUAUCUCAAGUCUCUCCAGCCACAAAAUCUGAAGGAGUUGACUAGUAUUGCUGAUGAGGAUGUUGUGCUUGCAAUGAACACAUUCAUCAAGCGUCUUCUGGCUGUUUCUGAUCCUAGCCAAAUGAAGAAAAGUGUAACAGAGACUAGUGCCUCAGAACUUGCCAAGCUUCUUUACUGGCUCAUAGUGGUCGGUUACAGCAUCCGUAAUAUUGAAGUCCGAUUUGACAAGGAAAGAGUACAUAUUGGAACCCCUCCGAAGCUUGCAGAGUUGCCUCCAGGAGAAAAUAUUUAGGCCUUUUGCAUAACAAAAGAGGAUAUAGCCAAGUUGGAGCAUAUUGAUCUGAAUGCCUCCUAACCUAAUGCAUUAAGUUUGCAACUUGUGGGAGGAAAGGGCUAAUAUUUGAUAAUGUGCGGACAGGACAUGACAAUUU
This is a messenger RNA of Rubroshorea leprosula, 715 nucleotides long. NCBI's taxonomy places the organism in Eukaryota, Viridiplantae, Streptophyta, Magnoliopsida, Malvales, Dipterocarpaceae. The record is from the annotation of a GenBank genome assembly.